This is a messenger RNA of Tyto alba (common barn owl), 1004 nucleotides long. RefSeq names its product cilia and flagella associated protein 77 (gene CFAP77). NCBI's taxonomy places the organism in Eukaryota, Metazoa, Chordata, Aves, Strigiformes, Tytonidae. The coding region runs from base 104 to 826 and encodes 240 amino acids. The transcript has 6 exons. The record is from RefSeq and is a predicted model, not a curated record.
CACCGCUCCCGCCCUCCUUCCCUCCACGCUCACGGGUGGGAGCUGCAGUUCCACAGCGAGACACCCCCCACACACCCCCCCCCCCACCGCGGCGUGCCGCGACAUGGCGGCCUGCGGAGCGGCACCCCCGCGGCGGCCGCUCAGCCUGGCCGAGGUGGAGCCGGGCAGCGAGAACGAGCGGCUGGGGGUGGCCCGGGACAGCAUGUUGCGCAACCCGCUCAUCCUCAAGGCAGAACUGGGGAAACCCCAGAGAAACUGCUACACCCUGCCAGGCUUUGAUUUUUCAUAUGGGCUGUACAUCCACAAGACAGAUGGAGGAGUCCCUGAAGCAAUAGGCCACUGGAACACAGUAAAGCCCAGGACUGUUUUAGCUCAGAAGAUGCCCCGAGACUUCAUCACCAUGAACCGUGGUGCUCUGAAGGCCGGUUAUACCACGGCGCAUGAAUUUAAUUUGUACUACAAGGCCAAGGACAUUCGGCGCAAAAAUGAUGAAUAUAGUUACUUCAAGAAAUGUCCUCCUAAACUACCUGCAGACUUUACUUAUGGCAUCACAACACGGCCUUGCACUCCCUUUUUUGACCUCCUCCAACACAAAUACAAGGAGCUGUGGAUGGAGCAGCAGAGAGCCUUGACAGCAGCCCUACAAGUGGAAAAGAAAAAGAAGGACAAAGUGUAUGAAACUCGCACCACAUUUCUACGAAGACACCCGCCACCUGCAAAGGAGGAGUCCUUCUGGCACCUGCCCCACUUGGAGAAGGUCGGGCCUCAUCUCAGUACUUUUCCAGACCGUGACGCUCGUAAAAAGGCGUUCAGUGCCUCCCAUUGAGAGGUGCCUGUGAGACGUGGCCCCCUUCCCCAGACCAUCCACGCAGCAAGGACCGCAGCGCCAUGCUGGGCACCACAGCCCCUAGACCCUGCCACAGCCAUAGGCAAUAGACUUGCUCUCUUGUUUUAAGAAGUUAUGCAAAUGCAGAUAUAGCCAAAUAAAUCAUAAAUGAGAGGAA